Penicillium olsonii is the source of this 540-nucleotide messenger RNA. The record is from the annotation of a GenBank genome assembly. NCBI's taxonomy places the organism in Eukaryota, Fungi, Ascomycota, Eurotiomycetes, Eurotiales, Aspergillaceae.
AUGUUCUCUCCCAAGCCUGGGACAACGAUCCACGGCCCUGCUAUCACCGUGAAAAUGGUGAGGACCAACAGCCCCGGCGCAUUCCCACCGGUGCACUUCGCAGACGCCAACAAGGAAGGCCACAUCAUGUACAUCCAACAGCCCGAGGAUCUUCCUUCCGCCUGUUGGGGUGGACUUAUGUCUACGCGAGCACACAAGCUGGGCGCGCUCGGCGUGAUCAUUGACGGCCGGAUGAGAGAUAUCCAGGAGCACCGAGACAUCGGAUUUCCAGUCUUCGCGCGUGGUACCUCCGUCCUCGGAUCCAAUACCUUCACCCGUGCGUCUGAAAUCAAUGUCCCUUUGCAGUUCCGUGGCGAUCUUUGGAUCCAUCCGAAUGAUAUCAUGGUCGGGGAUGAGAAUGGCGUUGUGGCAGUUCCUCCAUCUUUGGUGGAGCAGGUUGUGCAGCUGUGCCAGGAGCGAAUGGAGAUUGAUGAAAACACACUUGCCGCUUUGCGAGCGGGUGAGCCGAUGGGUCCGACUAUCAAGCGACUUCGCAAGUAG